This is a messenger RNA of Anthonomus grandis grandis, 751 nucleotides long. RefSeq names its product zinc finger HIT domain-containing protein 3. Gene Ontology annotation, molecular function: protein binding. The record is from RefSeq and is a predicted model, not a curated record. The transcript is spliced from 3 exons. The coding region runs from base 131 to 523 and encodes 130 amino acids. NCBI's taxonomy places the organism in Eukaryota, Metazoa, Arthropoda, Insecta, Coleoptera, Curculionidae.
UCUUGACUCAAUUGUCCUCUUUUUCCCAGUUGAGUUUUGUUGGUUUCUAUCAGGUGUUUUUAAUUUUACAAACAGUUAAGAGCUUCUUCUAAUAGGAGAUUGAAGUUUAAGCUGAAUAAAACUUGUUUUAAUGAAUAUGGAAAGAGCCUGCGUUAUUUGCUCUGUGAAUGGUAUUUACAAAUGCCCCACCUGUUUCAUUUAUUAUUGUUCCUCUAAAUGUUGCAAGAAGCACAGAGAAACUGGUUGUGAAGUUUAUCGAGAACAGGUCAUAGAACAGCCUCAAAAGUCUAAAGAGUCACAGAAGUUGGCUGAAGAGGUUUCCGCUGAAAGACUGCAAUUAUUAAAAAAUAGUGAUGAAGUGAAGCAACUACUAACAAAUCCCCACCUCAGAGAUCUAUUGGUCACAAUUGAUAAAGCGGAAAAUGCAGAGCAAAUAGUCCAAAAAGCCAUGUUGGAGCCAAUCUUUGUCGAGUUUGCAGAUGCUUGCAUUAAAGCGGUCGAACCAGAACAAGACAACACAUAAGGGCUAAUUAAUUUAAUUGACUCUUUUUCUACUAUAAAAUGAUUGAACUUCCUAAAACCGUUUUUGUUUCAAAUCAUUUUUUGACAAAUAUUUAUGCUGCAAUAUACUGAGCUGGUUGUGCAUAACUUGAUCAUAUUAAGCAUGUUAUAGAAGAGAAUUUUUUAUUACCACAAUAUUUUGUAUGUAUUCUAGGUACAUACUUUUUAUUAAAUAAAAACAUUUUACUUA